Molecule: messenger RNA, 1227 nt
Organism: Dendroctonus ponderosae (mountain pine beetle)
Lineage: Eukaryota; Metazoa; Arthropoda; Insecta; Coleoptera; Curculionidae
Product: RNA polymerase II degradation factor 1
Exons: 4
Coding region: 105-1091 (328 amino acids)
Molecular function (GO): structural constituent of cuticle
Source: RefSeq, a predicted model, not a curated record
GGAGCGCGAACCUAUGGGUGGAAAGGUAUAUAUGGGUCUGUGAUUUUUGGUUAAAACAUCAUUUACAUUUCACCAACGAGUAGUAGUCAAAAGCCUAGACCGACAUGUUUUAUAAAUUGGUGGUUCUGGCUUGCUCGAUGGGGCUUUCCCUUGCCCAAUACUCCCGGCCGCAGUAUCAGCAAGUUCAGUACGAACAACAGCCCCAGUAUCAACAGCAGGCUCAGUACCAACAGCCUCAGUAUCAGCAAGAAGCAAACGCAGGUCCAGCUGCAGCUCAGUACCCAGCGGGUGUGGAUGCGCAAUCGUGUCCCAACUACCCAGAUUGUGCAAAUCCUCUCCUGACUGUGCAAGCAGUUGCUAAGGCUUCUGAUCCACGCUACCUAGUGGAUAAUGCGCCACAAGCUCCGCCCAGAGCAGAAAGUCAAUACUCUCCAGAUAUCCAGCAAAAGCUAGACCGUGGAGAAUAUAUUGGAGAUGGAGACUAUCAUGGAGAAGGUUUGGAUGACGCGCUAGCUCCACAAGUUGCAGCUAACGCCCGUUACAUUGGUCAGCAAUCGGCAUCUCCUCAAUAUUCCCGGCCAUCUUCAAGCGCUGCUCAAUAUUCUGCACAGCCAUCGGCUGGUUCUGUCCAAUAUCCAGCUCAGCAAGCCGCAUCUCAGUAUUCAGCGCAACCCGGUGCUGUCCAGUACACAGCUCAACGUGCUGCUUCUCAAUAUAUCACUCAGCCAUCUGCUGUUCAGUAUCCAGCUCAACAAGCUGCUUCUCAGUACACUACGCAAGCCCAGGGUGCUCAAUAUGGGGCUCAAAGAGCGGCUUCUCAAUACAUCUCUACACCUCAAUACAUCACAGCUCCUCAAAGUGUACGUGCUUCUCAGUACUACCAGCGGCCAUCCGCAAGCGGUUCCCAACAUUCUCAGGCUUCGCUGUAUACUCCUCAGUACCUCCAGCAACCGGCUCCAGUUCAUGAAAGCAGAUCUUACAGCCCAGUUGCUAAUUCUUUGGCUGCUGGUUCGGAACCAGUUCCUGCUGUACAGUUGCCCGCAGGGGUUGAUGCCAAUGUGUGCCCCAACUACCCUUUCUGCCACUCUUAGGUUGCAAAUAAAUUUAUAAAUUCGAAUUAAUUGUGAAUAUUUAUUGUAUAAAUUAGAGAUUAUAUUGUUUGAUAUAAAAUGCUUUGAUUUAUUAAAUCAAAUAAUAGAAGCCAACUAGGAAAACUUGAAACAUUAA